GUACCCAUAGAGUAGGUUAUCACUUUAAAUAUCAUUCUCUCUCUCUCUCUCUCUCUCUCUGAUGUUUGAGGAGUUGUAAACAAGGCUCUUGAGAAGAAAACAAAAUCUUGAGAGAAGAGCAAGAGAGGUACAAAUGCUGCUCAGAAAAACCAUACGCAAAACAAAAAACUUUCUCAACAAAACCCUUCAAAACUUCAAAUCCUUCGUCUUUGGAGGGUAUAAAAAGUUAUCCAAAGCCCCAUCUUUGAAGCUUUUCAACAACCCAAAAAUGCAACACCUCGACAAUUUCUACAAAGAAUUCUGUGAGAAGUGGGAUUCUGAUGCCAAUAAUGCAAACCCAAAUCUCAAAGGAGACAUCGAAUCAAAUGGAAGUGUAAUCGAGGUUUCAAACACCAACAACAAAGGAACAAACAUGACGCAAGAUCAGAAAUCAGUAGUGAUUAGCAGUAGUCUUGAAGAUAAGAAAGAUGGUGGAUGCUCAAACGAAGGAAGUCAAAUCCAUGUUUUGGAGCAAAAAAUGAAAGAAUUGGAGAUGAUGGAUAUGAAAGAUGAAGAACAGGUGUUGGAUAUUGAAGAGGUUCUUCAUUAUUAUUCUCUUCUUACUAGCCCGAUUUAUCAAGAUCUUGUGGAUAAAUUUUUCACAGAUAUGUACUCCGAUUUUUAUGUCCCUCAGCCACCUAUAAGAAGUAAUAGCAUCAAUAGUUCGAUAAGGAGACUAGGCCCAUUGAACGUCUAGAUGCUACAGAAUCUGUACGUUUGAGUACUUCAGUGUGUGUGUUUGAGUGUUUGUGUGUGCUUUCUUGAUUUUAAUUUGGGUAAUUACCUUUUUUACAUGGAUAUGGAUUAUGAAGUUACAUAUUUAUAUGAA
This is a messenger RNA of Lactuca sativa (garden lettuce), 868 nucleotides long. RefSeq names its product LOW protein: ATP-dependent RNA helicase-like protein. The record is from RefSeq and is a predicted model, not a curated record. Lineage: Eukaryota; Viridiplantae; Streptophyta; Magnoliopsida; Asterales; Asteraceae.